AUGGCGGCACCCAAGAAAGUCUGCAUAAUUGGAGCCGGACCAUCCGGGUUGGUGGCCGCGAAAGAACUGCUUCACCGCCCAUCCUCUGCUGCGUCUGGCCUUGACGCCAGCUUCACAGUCACCAUGUUUGACUCCCAGCCUCGGAUCGGCGGCCUUUGGCCAGUGUACAAGACCGACGGUGCUGGGCUGGUGCACCCUCUCAUGCUGGCAAACCAGAGCAGGCAUACGAUGCAGUUCAGCGACCUGGCUUGGGAGCAGGAUGCGCCGCAUUUGCCAAGAGCGUGGCAGGUUGGAAGAUAUCUGCAGCAGUACCUUUCCAGGUACUGUGCGUUCGAGGAAGAGAGGUUUCGUCUGCGGCUUGGAUGGACGGUGCAGAGUGCCACACCACGCGACGAGAAGGAGGGCAGGACAUGGCAUGUCACUGCUCAGUCUCAAGAUGGACUUGUGGACGAAGCCGACUAUGACUACCUUGUGGUUGCCUCCGGAUUCUUCGGAAAGCCAGUCAUUCCUACUCUGCCAGGGCUGAGAGAGACCGGCGGAAUACCAAUUGUGCACAGCAGCCGGUACAGGGACCUCGAAACGCUGCUCCCAGAUGCAGAUGGAAAAGGGGGCAAGAUUCUCGUCGUAGGUGGCCAGAUGUCAGGGGUCGAGAUCGCCGGAACUAUUGCCUCUCAUCUAUCCUCCGCUGUAAAUACCCCAGGACAAGGAAAGCUGUCCGGCGCAGGCAAGUACACUGUCCACCACGUCAUCCAGCGACCGGUAUGGGUAUUUCCACUGUUCACGUCACCAGCAGCCGGCCGUGCUGCUGCACCAUUUGCGCCUCUCGACUUUGCAUCGUACAACUUGGCCAAUCGACCGGGCCCGCUUCACAACACGCAAGGCCACAUCACCACCGAGAGCGCCAAGGUGACCAAAGGUCUUUUCCAAGCGGCACUGGGCACCGACCAGUCCGAGUUCUCGCCCCUGCUCGCUCCAUCAGAAAACGACCUCGAAGACCCAGCCUAUCUCGCCGUCAGUGACUAUUAUGCAGAAUUCCUGCGGCUGGGUUUGAUCACUCUGGAAAAGGGCAGACUUGGAUCUCUGUCUGGGACUACAGCGACAAUUACUCCCGUUUCCUCGGAUCAAGAAGAGCCCAGAGCCGUCACUGAUGUUGCUGCCAUAGUGCUUGCCACUGGCUUUGAGGCAGCACCCUCUCUAUCCUUUCUCCCGGACGAGAUCCGACGGAUCCUCGCUCUGGACCCUACCAACAUUGACAACACAGUUCUUCUUGCGUUCCACGGCACUCAUCAACCGGAUGUGCCUAAUCUGGGCUUUGUUGGAUUCUACCGCAGUCCAUACUGGGGGGUUAUGGAGAUGCAGGCGCGCUUCUUGGCCGAGCUUUGGACACAGCAACGAGAAGGCCAGCUUCGCCCCUCCAUGCAGAAAGCCCUUGCAGAGGAUACUUCUAUUCAGCGAUUCGCGGCGCUCCGUGGGGAUUCUCGCGCUUCUCAAUUUCCCAUGGGUGACUACGCCUUCUUGAUGCAGGAGUUUGCGGCUGCGCUGGACAUCUCUCUACUUCCUUCAUCAAUCGAGGAUACGCCACCACUGCCGCACAAUGGAAAGCCUAUGGAUAUCCUGACGCCGUCACGAUACGCCUCCCCGCUUGCGAAGCCAUUAGAGGCGUACAAAUCCCUGGCGCAGACGAGAGAGGCCGUCCUAGCCUCGCUCACGAAUGGAAAAUUCGUGGCAAGGGCCGUCUUCCGCUCGCUGCUGGGCGAAUGGCAAUUGGAGAGAGAUCUUAUCUCGAAGCUGCCCACGCAUCCCAGUGGCCACUGGAGUGGGACGGCAAAAUUCCUCCUCCGACAAGCAACAAAAGAUGGUCUGAAAUGUGUCGACAGAAACGAUAAAAGCGGAGCUGGUCUCGAUCAAGAUGACGACGACGACGACGACCCGGGUCUAGAGUAUCUGUAUGUCGAAGAGGGCGAAUUCAAGACGACUACUGGCAUCACAUUCCCGGCGACGCGGCGGUAUGUUUGGCGAUACAACGAGAAGACAGACAAGUUGAGCGUCUGGUUCGUACGGACGGGCGACACAUUCAGCCGAAAGGACCCGCGGCGAGAGGAGGAGCAGAUGAAGGCAGAUUAUCUAUUUCACGAGGUCGACUUUGUUGUCCCCAGCGAUUACGCCACCAGGCGAGAUAUCACUACAGGGUGGGAGGCCAAGGCGGGCCACCUCUGCGUCGAGGACUUUUACGAUGUCAAGUAUGAGUUCAGGUUCAAUGCCGUGAAUCUAAGAGACUGGUCGCUUGGAUAUACCGUGAAGGGCCCACAGAAAGAUUAUACCAUCGAUGGAAAGUAUAGUAGAAAGCCCUCGGAAAUAUAG
Cryphonectria parasitica EP155 is the source of this 2361-nucleotide messenger RNA. RefSeq names its product FAD/NAD(P)-binding domain-containing protein. Gene Ontology annotation, molecular function: N,N-dimethylaniline monooxygenase activity; NADP binding; flavin adenine dinucleotide binding. Bases 1 to 2361 code for a protein of 786 amino acids. NCBI's taxonomy places the organism in Eukaryota, Fungi, Ascomycota, Sordariomycetes, Diaporthales, Cryphonectriaceae. The transcript has a single exon. The record is from RefSeq and is a predicted model, not a curated record.